GAUGGGGAUGACGAAGACUGGGACUCAGACACUGCGGAAAGCGGCAGCGGUAGUGAAGACGAAGAGGGCAAUAACGCCAUUGCCAAAAUCUUCCUCAAGAAGUCAGUCCCUUUCCCUGUCCUUUGUACAUCGCACGUUAGGACGGAAUUAUUGUGGAUUGAGUCUAGAGUCAAUAUCAGUGCCUCUGUAACCGAACAUCGCUCUAAGUCUAAACAUCCUGCCUCUGACUUUCAUUCAGUAUCUCUCACUCUGUAUGUAAAACUAUAUUCUAAAGCAGUGGUCGGCAACAGACGGCCUGCGGGACAAAUUUGGCCCCAAAGCGAUUUUAUUUGGCCUCCCGGUUUUGUUAGUUAGUUAAUAAAAAAAUAUAUAAUCAUGUUUAAAAAUUGGCUGACGACUGAAUAUAUUUGCCUACCCCCAGCUCUAGAGACUCUUGUCUCUGACAUCAGAUCAGUUUUACCCACUGACUGAAAUGUAUUCACAACACCUCAUUCUGUCUUGCCAGGUCUGGUAGCGAGGUUGAGCGACACACCAGUGAGAAGAAAAAGGAGGACAGGAAGAAGAGACACAAGCGGAAGGAGCGCCUGGAGGAAGAGGCAGAGGAAGAGGCCCAAGAGGAGGGCGAAGGAGAAUGGGAGAAGGUGAAGGGAGGAGUGCCCCUCGUUAAGGUGGGUAAUCAAGUCAUGGCAUGACAAUACAUAUCCUCACUCCACUUAUCUGUAUAUAUGGUUUGUGUUCAUUAACCACCAAAUGUAAGAAAACUGACAGAAAUGGGGAGGGACCACCUGAACUUUACUAAUUAGAAACACUCAUUUUCGUUUUUAAUUGCAAAAUGUUUUAAAGCAUUUUCUGUCUCGAGCCCAAAUAAACACGACCCAAUGGUCCUAUAUGGUCAUAACACGUCUUAGAGUAGAAGUUCUGCCUUUUAGAUUGUAAUGACUAGACUGGGGGGACCUGAUCCUAGCUCAGCACUGCUACUCUGAAACGCUUUAUGAAAACUGACCCAAACCUUCCAGGGAAUGUGGAUAGUGUGCUAAUUGCUUUUCCCGACAGGAGACAUUUAAAGGUUAGGUAGCAUAAACGUAACCACAUGUAACAUAUGGAUUGGCAUUAGUAUAUGCAUCAAAAGUCCCAAUGCAAAGUUGCACCUCACUUUUAAAUUUUUCGGAUGAUUACAUAAAACCUAUCAGAAUGCCGAAGUCAUGCCAGAAAAUGUUUUUGUGGGUUGUGAUGUAAUAUGGAGGACCCGGCAAGCCAGCCUUUUUCCUAUAAUGUAAACUCCAACAGAAAUACUCACUCAAUUACAUUUUCAGCCAACUUACAAGAAAAUACUCUAUGAAUUUAUUGUUGCAAGCUAAUUAGGCCAACCAGCCUGCUAACGUUAGGCCAACCAGCCUGCUAACGUUAGCCCUACCAGCCUGCUAACGUUAGCCCUACCAGCCUGCUAACGUUAGCCCUACCAGCCUGCUAACGUUAUGUUAGAACUGCAUGGGUCAGCCAGUUGCUAUAAAAACCUAGCUUACAGCUACAUUAAAGUAAGCCAAAGUUUUGGAAAUGCAUAACGCAAUUUAACCAGUUAUCAAAUAAUGUUACCGGUAUAUGCAGUUAUCUUAGCCAGCAAGUCAGCCAGCUAAAGUGAGUUAUUUUAGCCAGCUAACUAGCCUAGCUAGCCAACCACCACGGUCGACAUAGCUAAAUAGUAAGCCAGAGAACAACACCAACUAGUCUAGCACAGGCAGGAACCCAUAGAACACACACAAAAAAAGCCAGCAGAUAUAAAGUACAGAGAGCGGAGACUGAUAGACGGCUGAGUUGGCUACCAAAGAAGAGCCAAGGAGAGAGGCACUUCAAAGGGAGAGGCCGUUUCACCGGCGGAGGGAGAGUCAGCUAAUCAAUCCUAUAGUGAGGUAAAUCUAAAGUAGAUAGAUUCCAGAGGCAAUAAUCCAGAGGCGGCAUUGGGCACAGGAGACAAAGGGAAGAGUCGGCAAUAAAACGGUGAUCCGAUGAAGGCUCCAGGCAGAUGGAAAUGAACAGCACAGUCAGUCAGUUACUGUAGUGCGCUAGUACUAAGCUAAGGUUGAAAAACUCACAACAGGUCGAAGAGUUUACCAAGUAAAUUGGAGGACAAAAAACAAACUAAGAACAGACAAGGUACUAUACAAUUAGAGCAGGCAAGAAUGAUUUUCCACUUUCCUUUUGCGCCAGAGGCAAGCCUGCCGGUGCAGGAUAAGUCAGAGCUACAUGGAGCAGGCGAGCAGGAUCAUGCGGCCCCCACGUGUGUGGAAUCUGAUUUGGUUCUUUACAUCACACCACCUCGUGAUUGGUGGAGUGUAGCUCACCACUGCCAGCACUCUGUCAGCAUGGCUAGUGGCUAACGUUAGCCAGCUCGAGCUAGCUAACGCAGAGUAGAUUCUCCAUAUGACGUUGAGAAAUAGUUAAUUGUGGUUAUCCAGAAAUAAGUGAAUAAAUAUGUAAAUAAUAAUAACAUAACUAUGUUUGUAGUUAUAGCUAACCAGAUCGUGACUUCAACUAAGUCUUUGACCACACUGUGUUGUUACUUUUAGUGAGUAAAAACUCAUGCUUCCUACCCUUUAAGAUGUUUGCCAAGGGAACAGAAAUCAACACAACAGUUGUGGUAAAGAAACUCAACGAGAUUCUGCAGGCCCGUGGAAAGAAGGGAACAGACAGGUACAACUCAUUUGACUACGUUGACAUAAAUGCUCUGUCCCAAAAUGUGCCCCUAGUCACUUCUUGAUGGCGCUUUUGUAGAUCUGAAAACCAUGCCGAUGUAAACAAUAUGGUAUCGGUUCUACCUAAGGCUAGGCAAAGUUUUUGCCUUUCACAGACAUAGCACUUUCAUGUCUACAAGGGGACAUCAGGUAGGGUUUUGGGGUUUCUUUUGUGACCAGACAAAAACUCCAUUCAGUAAAAGCCCUAGCCAAUAUGACACCAAAGCCUGAAAAGACCCUAAACUAACUUAACCCUCCUCCGCCAACAUCUCCAAUGAGAACAUUCUAGGUGAGGGCAUCAUGGUCAAGAUCAAGUUCAACAUCAUUGCCUCCCUGUACGACUACAACCCUAACCUGGCUGCCUUCAUGAAGGGCAGACUCACUGGCAUUAAAUGCCAAAUUGUUAAAUGCUUAAUUGUUAAAUUACUAAAUGCCUAAAUUGAUAAAUGCUAAAACUUUCCUGUUUUAUUACCGCCCAUCUGCCCACUCCACGGAUGUGUGGCUAUGCUAACGGGAUAGACAGACUGUCCGUCGUUGUCUGAAGGGGUUGAUCCUGAGUGGUCUUAAUUCUGCCACCUCUAUAUGAAAUGACGGCACAUUUGAGAGAGAAAAACAGAAUAUUUAAUGUGCAAUUCUACAGUAAUGGCAAUUCCAUCCAUUUUAAUGUCCCCCCCAUAUCAGUUGGGGAAAACAUGGGGUAGGGGAAUUUAUUUAAUGUAAAAACAAACUUAUUGGACAAGUUCAAGUUGUACUUUGUCCGUUUUUAGAAAUGUGUUCUCAGCAUCAGAAUCGCCUUGAUUCUCCAAGUACAUUCACCUGGUGAAAUGGUGCUGACAACCAUAAUCUCCCGUUUUCGGCCCGGAUUCUCCCUUAUCCGGCCCUGAGUGUGACCCCAAUUCCCACUAAUAUUCUCCUCAUCCCUUUUACCUGUCCCGCCCCACCCCUCUCCCAGGCUGAUAUGUGGAAGAAGUGUCUGGACUGCAUUGACGAGCUGCUGGACAUCCUCUUUAACAACAACAACAUCUUUAUCGGCGAGAACAUCGCUGAGGACAGCGAGAACCUGGCCAUUGCUGACUCUCAGGUAAUUAUCUCACAGAAAACUCUUAGUGGUUGAUUGAGUUUCUUACAGUGAGUGAAUGAUUGAUUGGUUAAUUUAAUUUAUUUGAACUACUCCAAACAAGAAGUUCCCUCACAGGAAAAUAAAGUUCUACUAUCAUUUUUUAAAAUAUAAAUACAUAUACAGUCAAGAACAAGCAGUAUGUACAUUAGAAAAUCCUAUCAAAUACAUUAGUCUUUUACUUAUUGCCAUUGUGGUCCUUUUGGCAAGAAUAGACAGGCGUGGCAAGAAUGGCAAGACACUUCAUGUGAUAGGCUACAGUUUGCAGUUUGCAGUAGAUUGUCCAACUAAAGUCUGUUUCUCUAUCUGUUCCUCAGCCAUUCAGGGUGCGCGGCUGCAUUCUGACCUUGGUGGAGAGGAUGGACGAGGAGUUCACCAAGAUCAUGCAGAACACUGACCCCCACUCUCAAGGUGAGGCCCUCCCAUAGUGUACUCGCCAUUUUAGAUCCACACCCUCAUUUUCACAUUAUAGAAGUCACUUGUGCGUCUGUCAAAGACAAACUUAAUUGAUACUCAAUCACUAUAGACACAUAUGAAGUAAAUGGAUUAAUAGAAUAGACAGCAAUAUAAUUCCUAUGAAAACAUGUACCAUGUACAUAACACACUAUUGGGAUUACUUUUUCACUCAUUCGUUUGCAUAUUGAUCCGAUCUCUUUUUCACACUAACUUUACAUUUCACAUGAUCAUAUUCAAUCACUCACUCUCUCUCCCUCCCCCAAAGUACGUGGACAACCUGAAGGACGAGGGGCGUGUGUGCGGCAUCAUCGACCGCCUACUGGGCUACCUGGAGACCAAGGGCAGCACGGAGGAGGUGUGCCGCGUCUACCUACGCCGCAUCAUGCACACCUACUACAAGUUUGACUACAAGGCUCACCGUCGCGCCCUGGGCCUCCAGGGAGAGACCAAGGUAAGGAAACGGGCAGAGACCCCACAAUAGACACAGAAUUACUUCCGGGUUAUGGGUACACUCAAUAUGGCAGCUGGUCCACCCAUCAUAUAACUUGAAUGGGAGUGUCUGUUUUAGUCAUUAUAUUUCUAUGGACCCCAUGGCUGCUUCUCAAUUGUCUGAAAUGACUUUGUCUCCUCUUAUUCGUUUCAAAUUGGCCCCGUGUAGCUCAGUUGGUAGAGCAUGGCGCUUGCAACGCCAGGGUUGUGGGUUCGAUUCCCACAGGGGGCCAGUAUGAAAAAAAUUAAAACUAACUGUAAGUCGCUCUGGAUAAGAGCAUCUGCUAAAUGACAAAAAUGUAAAUGUAAGCGACGUGGUGGAUACUUACUAGGAACUCGUGCAAAACGUAUGUGGAUCCGAAAUAAUUAUUAUCCAUGAGCUAAUGCCAUAACUAGAGGAUGUGACUAAAUGUUUAAAUACAAAAAAAAUAAAAAUGUUUGAACAAAGAUGAAAACAAUAAUAAAAGGUUGUGAAUUCAGAUAUGGUCCUGCGUAUGACCACUAGGGUGCAAUGCCGUUCAAUCUACCGCAGUCCUGGCUACCUACCAGACAGCGCUCACCUUACUGCUGUCCCGCACCCACUUAGCAACAAUGGUAUUUAAUAUCGUUAUAGGUUCUCUGCUGUUCUCAUUUGGCAGUACAUGGGACUUCAUGUCCCACUUCUCAUCAAUAUUAUGGCUCGUUGCAGUACUGUAUGACAGCGUGUUCUUAGACGUCUAAUAAUCUGUUGUUAACGCAACGUAUGGGGUUUGAGAGCUUUGUACUUGCAGUUUCAUUGUUGUACAAUUUCUCCAUCUGGGCCGUCAUGGUUUUUUAGACAUGGCAUCUUGUAGUCUAGUUCUAGAUAUGCCAUUAGGGCAAUGAAGCCGACAUCCUCUACCAUUUAAAAUGGCUGUAUAUCAACUGCAAUAAUUUCUGGUAUCAGCGCUGUGAUUUUCUCACUCCGUCCCUUAUCGCACCGCUGCCAGCAACAGUUUGGGUCUCACGAUGCCUCCCUUUCAGCAUUGCACCUGUACUGCCACUGUAGUUUCGGGGGGAUGGAGUCAAGUGCAAGUGUUGUUCAGGAUUUUUUAUUUUCCUUGGCAAAUAAUUUGAAAGAUGCAUAUCUCCUCUUACUAACAUUACAACAUUGUUGUGUUUAGGUAUUUUGUAUUUUUCCCUUUAUGAUGAUGAUCGGGACCUGUUAGUGGUAGUUUGGUGAUAACUGCACUUUGAUUUUAAUUUUGUGGGGGGAAAACGAUUUUAAAUUCACACUUAUACUCAAUACAACACAUUGAGUUUAACUCCACACUGUUCAGUGUAUAAUAGAAUACUGCAUAGAAUGGCUGAUUUGCUCAUAUUUGCAAAUGCCUACCUGUGAUUUGGUGGGAGGAAAGAAUAAACAUGCAUAAUGAUCUGCAUGUCAUUGUGUCAGUAAGGGGAAAACAUUGCAUGAAACCUUCUUUACACUUCAGUUAACACAGACACACACUCUCCCUCCCUUCCUCACACUCUGUCUCCCUCACUCUCAUAAAAACACACACCUCUCUCUCUCCCGCAAACACACAUACACACACUGCUCCCAUCUUUUAAAAUGUUAGGCACCAAACAGAAUUUAAGGAGCACCAGAAAGUAAUAGAUUUUUGAUAUAGUUUAGGCAUACUAAACUCAGCAAAAAAAGAAACAUCCUUUUUUCAGGACCCUGUUUUCAAAGAUAAUUUGUAAAAAUCCAAUUAACUUCACAGAUCUUCAUUGUAAAGGGUUUAAACACUGUUUCCUAUGCUUGUUCAAUGAACCAUGAACAAUUAAUGAACAUGCACCUGUGGAACGGUCGUUAAGACACUAACGGCUUACAGACGGUAGGCAAUUAAGGUCACAGUUAUGAAAACUUAGGACACUAAAGAGGCUUUUCUACCGACUCUGAAAAACACAAAAAUAAAGAUGCCCAGGGUCCCUGCUCAUCUGUGCGAACGUGCCUUAGGCAUGCUGCAAGGAGGCAUGAGGACUGCAGAUGUGGCCAGGGCAAUAAAUUGCAAUGUCCGUACUGUGAGACGCCUAAGACAGCGCUACAGGGAGACAGGACAGACAGCUGAUCAUCCUCGCAGUGGCAGACUACAUGUAACAACACCUGCACAGGAUCGGUACAUCCGAACAUCACACCUGCAGGACAGGUACAACAACUGCCCGAGUUACAGUGGGGGAAAAAGUAUUUAGUCAGCCACCAAUUGUGCAAGUUCUCCCACUUAAAAAGAUGAGAGAGGCAUGUAAUUUUCAUCAUAGGUACACGUCAACUAUGACAGACAAAAUGAGAUUUUUUUUCUCCAGAAAAUCACAUUGUAGGAUUUUUUAUGAAUUUAUUUGCAAAUUAUGGUGGAAAAUAAGUAUUUGGUCAAUAACAAAAGUUUCUCAAUACUUUGUUAUAUACCCUUUGUUGGCAAUGACACAGGUCAAACGUUUUCUGUAAGUCUUCAAGGUUUUCACACACUGUUGCUGGUAUUUUGGCCCAUUCCUCCAUGCAGAUCUCCUCUAGAGCAGUGAUGUUUUGGGGCUGUCGCUGGGCAACACGGACUUUCAACUCCCUCCAAAGAUUUUCUAUGGGGUUGAGAUCUGGAGACUGGCUAGGUCACUCCAGGACCUUGAAAUGCUUCUUACGAAGCCACUCCUUCGUUGCCCGGGCGGUGUGUUUGGGAUCAUUGUCAUGCUGAAAGACCCAGCCACGUUUCAUCUUCAAUGCCCUUGCUGAUGGAAGGAGGUUUUCACUCAAAAUCUCACGAUACAUGGCCCCAUUCAUUCUUUCCUUUACACGGAUCAGUCGUCCUGGUCCCUUUGCAGAAAAACAGCCCCAAAGCAUGAUGUUUCCACCCCCAUGCUUCACAGUAGGUAUGGUGUUCUUUGGAUGCAACUCAGCAUUCUUUGUCCUCCAAACAUGACGAGUUGAGUUUUUACCAAAAAGUUAUAUUUUGGUUUCAUCUGACCAUAUGACAUUCUCCCAAUCCUCUUCUGGAUCAUCCAAAUGCACUCUAGCAAACUUCAGACGGGCCUGGACAUGUACUGGCUUAAGCAGGGGGACAUGUCUUGCACUGCAGGAUUUGAGUCCCUGGCGGCGUAGUGUGUUACUGAUGGUAGGCUUUGUUACUUUGGUCCCAGCUCUCUGCAGGUCAUUCACUAGGUCCCCCCGUGUGGUUCUGGGAUUUCUGCUCACCGUUCUUGUGAUCAUUUUGACCCCACGGGGUGAGAUCUUGCGUGGAGCCCCAGAUCGAGGGAGAUUAUCAGUGGUCUUGUAUGUCUUCCAUUUCCUAAUAAUUGCUCCCACAGUUGAUUUCUUCAAACCAAGCUGCUUACCUAUUGCAGAUUCAGUCUUCCCAGCCUGGUGCAGGUCUACAAUUUUGUUUCUGGUGUCCUUUGACAGCUCUUUGGUCUUGGCCAUAUUGGAGUUUGGAGUGUGACUGUUUGAGGUUGUGGACAGGUGUCUUUUAUACUGAUAACAAGUUCAAACAGGUGCCAUUAAUACAGGUAACGAGUGGAGGACAGAGGAGCCUCUUAAAAAAGAAGUUACAGGUCUGUGAGAGCCAGAAAUCUUGCUUGUUUGUAGGUGACCAAAUACUUAUUUUCCACCAUAAUUUGCAAAUAAAUUCAUUAAAAAUCCUACAAUGUGAUUUUCUGAAAUUUGUUCCUCAAUUUGUCUGUCAUAGUUGACGUGUACCUAUGAUGAAAAUUACAGGCCUCUCUCAUCUUUUUAAGUGGGAGAACUUGCACAAUUGGUGGCUGACUGGAUCAUCCAAAUGCACUCUAGCAAACUUCAGACGGGCCUGGACAUGUACUGGCUUAAGCAGGGGGACAUGUCUUGCACUGCAGGAUUCCUCCUCAGGAGACUAAAAAGAUUUGGCAUGGGUCCUCAGAUCCUCAAAAAAUUCUACAGCUGCACCAUCGAGAGCAUCCUGACUGGUUGCAUCACCGCCUGGUAUGGCAACUGCUUGGCCUCUGACCGCAAGGCACUACAGAGGGUAGUGCGUACGGCCCAGUACAUCACUGGGGCAAAGCUUCCUGCCAUCCAGGACCUCUAUACCAGGCAGUGUCAGAGGAAGGCCCUCAAAAUUGUCAAAGACUCCAGCCACCCUAGUCAUAGACUGUUCUCUCUGCUAUCGCACGGCAAGCGGUACCGGAGUGCCAAGUCUAGGUCCAAAAGACUUCUCAACAGCUUCUACCCCCAAGCCAUAAGACUCCUGAACAGCUAAUCAUGGCUACCCGGACUAUUUGCACUGCCCCCCCACCCCAUCCUUUUUACGCUGCUGCUACUCUGUUAAGUAUUUAUGCAUAGUCACUUUAACUCUACCCACAUGUACAUAUUACCUCAACUACCUCAACUAGCCGGUGCCCCCGCACAUUGACUCUGCAACGGUACCCCCCUGUAUAUAUAGCCUCCCUACUGUCACUUUAUUUUACUUCUGCUCUUUUUUUCUCAACACUUUUUUUGUUGUUGUUUUAUUCUUAGUUUUUUUGUUGAAAAUAAAUGCACUGUUGGUUAAGGGCUGUAAGUAAGCAUUUCACUGUAAUGUCUGCACCUGUUGUAUUCGGCGCAUGUGACCAAUACAAUUUGAUUUGAUUUGAUUUGACUAAAUACUUUUUUCCCCAACUGUAUACCAGGAACGCACAAUCUCUCAAUCAGUGCUCAGACUGUCCGCAAUAGGCUGAGAGAGGCUGGACUGAGGGUUUGUAGGCCUGUUGUAAGGCAGGUCCUCACCAGACAUCACCGGCAACAACGUCGCCUAUGGGCACAAACCUACCGUCGCUGGACCAGACAGGACUGGCAAAAAGUGCUCUUCACUGACGAGUCGCGGUUUUGUCUCACCAGGGGUGAUGGUCGGAUUUGCGUUUAUUGUCGAAGCAAUGAGCGUUACACCGAGGCCUGUACUCUGGAGCGGGAUCGAUUUGGAGGUGGAGGGUCUGUCAUGGUCUGGGGCGGUGUCACAGCAUCAUCGGACUGAGCUUGUUGUCAUUGCAGGUAAUCUCAACGCUGUGCGUUACAGGGAAGACAUCCUCUUCCCUCAUGUGGUACCCUUCCUGCAGGCUCAUCCUGACAUGACCCUCCAGCAUGACAAUGCCACCAACCAUACUACUUGUUCUGUGCGUAAUUUCCUGCAAGACAGGAAUGUCAGUGUUCUGCCAUGGCCAGCGAAGAGCCCGGAUCUCAAUCCCAUUGAGCACGUCUGGGACCUGUUGGAUCGGAGGGUGAGGGCUAGGGCCAUUCCCCCCAGAAAUGUCCGGGAACUUGCAGGUGCCUUGGUGGAAGAGUGGGGUAAAAUCUCACAGCAAGAACUGGCAAAUCUGGUGGAGUAUAUUAGGAGGAAGAGAUUCACUGCAGUACUUCAUGUAGCUGGUGGCCACACCAGAUACUGACUGUUACUUUUGAUUUUGAUCCCCCCCCCCCCUUUGUUCAGGGACACAUUAUUCAAUUUCUGUUAGUCACAUGUCUGUGGAACUUGUUCAGUUUAUGUCUCAGUUGUUGAAUCUUAUGUUCAUACAAAUAUUUACACAUGUUAAGUUUGCUGAAAAUAAACGCAGUUGACAGUGAGAGGACGUUUAUUUUUUUGCUGAAUUUAUUAGGCCUAUAUGAAUCCUACCUUUUGAAGCACAUCUCAUGAGUAGCAGACCCUUUUCCUUUUUUCCCUGUGCCAAUCAAAUGUGCCUAAACCUACUGUCAUGUUACCUGGUUGUUAGCUAGCUAGGUACCAUGACAGAACAAUGUUGUUUAUUAAACCAAAGGUUAGCGACCCGCGAUUUGUUUAAAACGGCCUUCACCAUGGUUUGUGAAAUUAUAUAAAAUGUGCGCGAAUCCCAAUAGAAAGGGAAAAAGGCAUCCUCGGUAAUAUGGGUCAUAUUUGUUUUUACUGUUUGGGCUAGAGACAAGCCGUUUACUUUGCUGUAAAGCUGCAAGCAUGCCUGUCGCGAAGCGGUGCUCCAUUUUCCCUCUGACACUGAGGCUGCAUGACAGUGAACUUGCAAAGUCUACUCAGACUCUGUGCUCUUGGUUAUAACAGGCAAUGAAAUUAUACAAUGUACAACAUUGCUCGCUUUGCGCGCUGCUCGACUGUAACAAAUGUACAAAUCUAAUAACAGAAGACUCAUCAGGGUCUGGGUCUGCAUCCCUGUUCACCAUCCUUGCUAAAUUAUAUAUAUAUUCUAACUGACGGGGGAAUAGACACGGAGGAAGAGCGGAUGGAGAGAAGCAGGUGAGGGCUGGUAGGGGAUGCUGAUAGCUGAUUACAGCUGCCACAUGUGACAUGCGCAUGAACCUGAAGUGGAUAUAAUUGGACUUGUGCAUACAAGAGACUACUAGCUGUUGCUUAAAUUCAACUGAAUUUAUAAACAAAACUGACUUUAUAAACAUUUUAUAACAGGCAGGCGCCAGCAGGUUCUUUAGAUCGGUAGGGCUGAAAAGGUCGGUAGCAUCAUAUGAAACGAUACUACGGUAUUCUAAAAGGUUAUCAUAAGUUUCAUGACAUUUUGGUACCGUGAGGAUAACGUGGUACCGGUAUACCGUGCAACACUAUACACACCUACCAUUGAAUUGGCACUGUCCCUCUCCCCCUUCUCUCUUUGUCUUUCUACUUCCUCCCUAGUCUGAGCAGGAUGCAGAGGAGAGUGAGGGUGAGGACAGUGCCUUCAUCAUGGACCGCCUGUGCAAGUUCAUCUACGCUAAGGACCGUACGGACCGCAUCCGCACAUGUGCCAUCCUGUGCCACAUCUACCACCACGCGCUGCACUCGCGCUGGUAUCAAGCCCGUGACCUAAUGCUCAUGAGCCACCUGCAGGAUAAUAUUCAGCACGCCGACCCGCCUGUACAGGUAUGAACAUGUGAGUGUGGACACACACACACACACACACACAACAGGGCAGCAUCCAGUAUGCCAAGCUGUUCAUACAUGCAGGGGCACACACACCUGCAGGGCAACAUCCGGCACACUACAGGGCUCCAGACUAACUGGUGCCACUAAAACACACAAUUACCCUUGGACAAAGGAACUUAAUGAUAUAAUUAAGGAAGCUGAUCUACUUCACAUAUUUAGAAACAAGUUACGAUGCAAUGUCAACUUGAUCAAACACAAGUUAACCCUUAGCUACAAAGAAAAAUGGUCAACUGAUAUAUGGCUAAAACCAAAGCUCAGAACUUAUAACCAGAUCAAAACACCUAUGAUCCAGAACCCUAUGUCACCUUUCGCUUAACAGGAAAUAAAAGAUCCUUGUGUGCCCAGUUGAGAACCGGGAUACUGCCUCUGGAAAUUGAAGUAGGUAGCUUCAAUGCCAUAAAUGAAGAAGAUUUGCUAUGUACAGUCUGCAAUUUAGGGGAGAUGGAGAAAUUAUACUGUACUUUAUAUGAUGAUUUGACUGACCUUGUUUGAAGAAAAUGCAACAACAGAUUUCACAUGACUGGGCAGUAGUGCAGCCGUGGGUGGGCCUGGAAGAGCAUAGGCCCACCAACUGGGGAGCCAGGCCCAGCCAAUCAGAAUGAGUCUUUCCCCACAAAAGGGCUUUGUUACAUGGUGCACUUGUAUAAUGAUCAUGCUGUUUAAUCAGCUUCUUGAUAUGCCACACCUGUCAGGUGGAUGGAUUAUCUUGGCAAAGGAGAAAUGCUCACUAACAGGAAUAUAAACAAAUUUGUUCAUAACAAUUUAGAGAAAUAAGCUUUUUGUGCGUGUGGAAAAUGUCUGGGAUUUUUUUAUUUCAGCUCAUGAAACAUGGGACCAACACUUUACAUGUUGUGUUUAUAUUUUUGUUUGGUGUAUUUCCAAAGCUUGGAAGACGCGACAACAUAAGUUGUAUAACUAAAAGAUUUUUGUUUUGUUUCAAUUGUUUUCAUUUCUGUAGAAUUGCAAAUGUGUGCAUGUAUGUACACUGACUGUACAAAACAUUAGGAACACCUGCUCUUUCCAUGACAUAUACUGCCCAGGUAAAUCCAGGUUAAAUCUAUUACCCCUUAUUGAUGUCACCUGUUAAAUCCACUUCAAUCAGUGUAGAUGAAGGGAAGGAGACACAUUUAAAGAAGGAUUUUUAAGCCUUGAGACAAUUGAGACAUGGAUUGCCUGUGUGCCUCAUUGAGGGUGAAUGGGCAAGCCAACUUGACACAACUGUGGGAAGCAUUGGAGUCAACAUGGGGCAGCAGCCUGUGGAACGCUUUCGACACCUUGUAGAGUCCAUGCCCAGACUAAUUGAGGCUGUUUUGAUGGCAAAAAAGGGGGUGCAACUCAAUAUUAUGGAGGUGUUCCUAAUGUUUUGUAUAGAGAACAACCGAUAUUGGCCUUUUCUAGGCUUUCUGCCCUUUUCUAUCGGCUUUGCCGAUAUUCCCUCUACAUAGCAAAGCUGCUGCUAUGCCAGCCGCCACUCACUGCCUGAGCUACGAGCACUGCACUAUGCCGAGAAAUGUCUAGCAGAGAAAAUAAUCAGCAGCAAGCUAGCUCAUUCUUCAACAGAAAGGGGCAGUAUUGAGAAAAGUAUUAAUUGACGUAGUGACCAAAAUCGAACUCCUGUUGCAAAUACUAACCUUUUUCAGGACCCUGUCUUUCAAAGAUAAUUCGUAAAAAUCCAAAUAACGUCACAGAUCUUAAUUGUAAAGGGUUUAAACACUGUUUCCCAUGCUUGUUCAAUGAACCAUAAACAAUUAAGGAACAUGCACCUGUGGAACGGUCGUUAAGACACUAACGGCUUACAGACGGUUGGCAAUUAAGGUCACAGUUAUGAAAACUUAGGACAAUAAAGAGGCCUUUCUACUGACUCUGAUAAACACCAAAAGAAAGAUGCCCAGGGUCCCUGCUCAUCUGCGUGAACGUGCCUUAGGCAUGCAACGACGUCGCCUAUGGGCACAAACCCACCGUCGCUGGAUCAGACAGGACUGGCAAAAAGUGCUCUUCACUGACGAGUCGCGGUUUUGUCUAACCAGGGGUGAUGGUCGGAUUUGCGUUUAUCGUCUCAUGGUCUGGGGCGGUGUGUCACAGCAUCAUCAGACUGAGCUUGUUGUCAUUGCAGGUAAUCUCAACGCUGUGCGUUACAGGGAAGACAUCCUCUUCCCUCAUGUGGUACCCUUCCUGCAGGCUCAUCCUGACAUGGCCCUCCAGCAUGACAAUGCUACCAGUCAUACUGCUCGUUCUGUGUGUGAUUUCCUGCAAGACAGGAAUGUCAGUGUUCUGCAAUGGCCAGCGAAGAGCCCAGAUCUCAAUCCCAUUGAGCACGUCUGGGACCUGUUGGAUCGGAGGGUGAGGGCUAGGGCCAUUCCCCCCAGAAAUGUCCGGGAACUUGCAGGUGCCUUGGUGGAAGAGUGGGGUAAAAUCUCACAGCAAGAACUGGCAAAUCUGGUGGAGUACAUUAGGAGGAGGAGAUUCACUGCAGUACUUAAUGUAGCUGGUGGCCACACCAGAUACUGACUGUUACUUUUGAUUUUGACCCCCCCUUUGUUCAGGGACACAUUAUUCCAUUUCUGUUAGUCACAUGUCUGUGGAACUUGUUCAGUUUAUGUCUCAGUUGUUGAAUCUUAUGUUCAUACAAAUAUUUACACAUGUUAAGUUUGCUGAAAAUAAACGCAGUUGACAGUGAGAGGACGUUUAUUUUUUUGCUGAAUUUAUUAGGCCUAUAUGAAUCCUACCUUUUGAAGCACAUCUCAUGAGUAGCAGACCCUUUUCCUUUUUUCCCUGUGCCAAUCAAAUGUGCCUAAACCUACUGUCAUGUUACCUGGUUGUUAGCUAGCUAGGUACCAUGACAGAACAAUGUUGUUUAUUAAACCAAAGGUUAGCGACCCGCGAUUUGUUUAAAACGGCCUUCACCAUGGUUUGUGAAAUUAUAUAAAAUGUGCGCGAAUCCCAAUAGAAAGGGAAAAAGGCAUCCUCGGUAAUAUGGGUCAUAUUUGUUUUUACUGUUUGGGCUAGAGACAAGCCGUUUACUUUGCUGUAAAGCUGCAAGCAUGCCUGUCGCGAAGCGGUGCUCCAUUUUCCCUCUGACACUGAGGCUGCAUGACAGUGAACUUGCAAAGUCUACUCAGACUCUGUGCUCUUGGUUAUAACAGGCAAUGAAAUUAUACAAUGUACAACAUUGCUCGCUUUGCGCGCUGCUCGACUGUAACAAAUGUACAAAUCUAAUAACAGAAGACUCAUCAGGGUCUGGGUCUGCAUCCCUGUUCACCAUCCUUGCUAAAUUAUAUAUAUAUUCUAACUGACGGGGGAAUAGACACGGAGGAAGAGCGGAUGGAGAGAAGCAGGUGAGGGCUGGUAGGGGAUGCUGAUAGCUGAUUACAGCUGCCACAUGUGACAUGCGCAUGAACCUGAAGUGGAUAUAAUUGGACUUGUGCAUACAAGAGACUACUAGCUGUUGCUUAAAUUCAACUGAAUUUAUAAACAAAACUGACUUUAUAAACAUUUUAUAACAGGCAGGCGCCAGCAGGUUCUUUAGAUCGGUAGGGCUGAAAAGGUCGGUAGCAUCAUAUGAAACGAUACUACGGUAUUCUAAAAGGUUAUCAUAAGUUUCAUGACAUUUUGGUACCGUGAUGAUAACGUGGUACCGGUAUACCGUGCAACACUAUACACACCUACCAUUGAAUUGGCACUGUCCCUCUCCCCCUUCUCUCUUUGUCUUUCUACUUCCUCCCUAGUCUGAGCAGGAUGCAGAGGAGAGUGAGGGUGAGGACAGUGCCUUCAUCAUGGACCGCCUGUGCAAGUUCAUCUACGCUAAGGACCGUACGGACCGCAUCCGCACAUGUGCCAUCCUGUGCCACAUCUACCACCACGCGCUGCACUCGCGCUGGUAUCAAGCCCGUGACCUAAUGCUCAUGAGCCACCUGCAGGAUAAUAUUCAGCACGCCGACCCGCCUGUA
Messenger RNA from Coregonus sp. 'balchen', 15625 nucleotides. NCBI's taxonomy places the organism in Eukaryota, Metazoa, Chordata, Actinopteri, Salmoniformes, Salmonidae. The record is from the annotation of a GenBank genome assembly.